Xyrichtys novacula (pearly razorfish) is the source of this 18662-nucleotide messenger RNA. The record is from the annotation of a GenBank genome assembly. NCBI's taxonomy places the organism in Eukaryota, Metazoa, Chordata, Actinopteri, Labriformes, Labridae.
ACCCCUUUUUUAGUUUAGGCAGGAAAGGGAAAAAAAUGAAGGAAUACUUAAUAUUUAUUCAUACAAGAAGUCAGCAAAAACCCAGAGCUGUUUGAGAAAUAGUGUCCAACACAAGGAAAGAAGUGCAGGGAGAAAGACAGACACAGGGGGAGUGAAAAGUGCAAAAUAAUAAGGCUGGAGUAAAGGUAGAGUAAAGAGAAAACACAGUUCCUCACUCUGCAACACUUCCACUGCACUGUCAAGUCUUUGCUGCGAUGGAUCUGUCAUCCAAGAAGUUCCUCUAAAGAGCCAAACAGAAGCGUAAAGCAAAAGAGAGAGACAGUCAGGACGGAGAAAAUCAGUAAACCUUGGCCGAGGUGAGGAAGACGCAGUUGUGUGGGAGAGCAGAGGCGAAGAAGGAGCAGUGAAAGGCAGGGGAGUGGAGGAGUGAGGCGCCCCGUUCUUCCAGCAAAGUGAGAGAGGAAAAAGGGAAAAGGAGAAGAAAACAGGAGUGAUAAAGAGUUGGGGAAGGAGGGAGAAAAGUCGUCUGGACAUGGGGCUUUGUGCUGUUCUCCUCAUCUGUCUCUCCCAGGCUGAGCUGGGGAGAGUCUGGGCUCAGGAGCACGAGGGUAAGUCCUCAUUCUUCAAUGCCAACAGCAAUUACACACAGGUAUUUACUUACAUGGAUUCUCACAUUUAAACAAUUCUGACUGCUGGUUUUUGUAUAACACGCUGUUUUGGAGCCUCAGAGAAUCUAAACCAGGUUAAGAGAAAUCUGACCUGAUUUCUUUUGCCUCUAACUUUGGCAAGGCUGAGAAAUGUUUUUGUGCUCUCUUUUUUUGUGGCUUUUGCAUGAGUCUGCAUAUGCAUGUGAGAAGUUAACAGGUCUCUUGACACUUCUCUCCGUGUGUCAUAGGAAGCUCUUAAAAACACUGUGUGAGGGUCUGGGUUUUCUCUAGGUGCCAUUCCAAAACCUUUGUAUUUCCGCUUGGAAGAGCCAAGUGUCUGGAGUUCAUUUGCUUUGAAAAACACAAAUCAUGUGAUCGUAAAUCCUGCGUUUUAGCAGAUAAUUGUUUGAGAUUAGCCACUGACUUCAGUUCUGUGUGUGAACGUCAUUCCUGUGGUUAGAAAAGUCACUCAGAGCAUCACUAGAGGAGUCAAUAAAACUCACUCUGAGAGUUACUUUAUCUCAAAAAGGUGUCUUCUGUGCAUCACUUGUACGCAGGUGUAUACUCAAAUCCAGAUUUGCAUGUGCCUGUAUGUAUGUGCAUGUAUGUAUUUUUGUUCUCCUUGGAGAUAAUUUAUUUUUAGCCAGCCCCUGUUCUUCUGCUGCCGCUCCUCCUCCGACAAUCAGCGGUGCUCCAGUUUCUCUGGCCUCUCCUGUGGUCCCACUUCCUCUGAUCAGGGGCCUAGCACUGCAGAGGACGACCUGACACACUGUGCAGAGACCAGAGAAACAGACCCCUCUCUAGCAAAUGAUGACUUAGAGGGCGGAAAAUUUUUAAAAGAACUGAAUCCAGUUUAAUCAGUCUCGCUUUCAGCCUGAUAACUUUACCUUCCUGCUUACUCACAUCUGAAAGUGGAUCAGGUCUUUGCUAAAAAGGUUUCGCUGGAAGCUCAGUGAUGCCGUGACAAACUCAGCUCUCACUAACUAGGACUAAAGGGCGUGUAUUUGUGGCAUCCACAAAUUUUCCUCACUGCUGACAGCUUGUUUCACCAAAAUCUUUUAAUAAUCAAGCAGAGUGUUCAAAAUGGUCCAUAGAUGUUCUGCCAAGAAUAUCUGUGAUUGAUCAACGGCGUAGAUAAAUCACAGAUAGUGUGAUCUGAGUGAGCAAAUUCAUUGAUCGUUGGAGAUCCAUGUGUAUCAACUUAUACUGAUGUGAAACUUCGCACUUCUCCAAAAAAUAUGAAUCUGAGCGAUCAGUUUCCCAUCAUGGUCAUGGGUUCAAACUGAUGCAAAGACGCAGCUGGCCUUUUUCUAAUGGUUCUGUUCAACUGGAAACCUUCUAAUGGGGCGUGGUGUUGUGUUCAAUAUCAAUACUGAAAUCUGAAAUAUGUCUUUGAACUAUAUAAUCAAUGUGUUGAGAAUUGGCAUUAACGAUUAGACUCAAAACAAUUCCCGCAACUACCAUUGUGCUUUGGGCUAAAUGCUAACACCGUCAUGCUAACAUGGCAAUGAUUAGCGGGUACAUUGUUUACUGUUGUCUUCAUCAGCUACUAACACAAGUGCAGCUCGCUCGAUUAUUUUCUUCCAGUACUUUGAUCGUAAACAACAUGAAACUGAUGAUGGCCGACAUGAAAGUCUGUAAAUCAAAAGACAUACCAUUCAUCUCAAGAGGUAAACAAACGUCCGGAUCAUAUUUGCAAAUAGUUGUGGAGCCAUUUCAUUUAAAAUCAGCAAAUAGUGGCGUACAAACGGAAAAGUUUCAGAUUUGCCAAAGUCUUCAAGAUACUUCAUAACAGUGACCGAUGUUUUAAACUGAUCUUUGCAGCGUUUUUGAAAUCAAUCUAGACUGUAGAGGAAUUUCUGUCAUGUAGGGACACGGCUCUAAAGUCUGUCACACCUACAAGUGUACGCUAACCCAAGCAAGAACAUCCCACUGGUCCUGCUCGUGACCUGUACAGUUCAGCGGGUCACGAAUCCCAAUGCACUACACAGAGCUUUGUCAGCAUGGCUGGUAGGGCUGAAAUCCACCAAAGAAAUUCUUGGUCGACGACAAGCCCUACUGCGGCAGGGGGACAACGCAGCUCGGCGGGGUGAAAAUAUACUGAUAUCAGCACAAGAAGGCAAUUAAACACAACCACCACCUGACGUUGAUUAACGUGGAAGCUCUUCAAUCUUCCUGUCUCCAGCCGGUCUCCAGUGGGUUGGGCGAAUCCUAAAUGGUGAAAACAAGGGGGGGUCGUUCUUUGACAGGCUGUUACCUGUACAGGAGGAACGUACCAAGUGCUAAUGGGGGUGUUUUCAGAGCACCCCCAUUAGCACUUGGUACGUUUCUCCUGAUGAAAUUAACCAUAGACUGUAAAUUGACAAGGAAACCAAUCAGAAUUUUGGUUGACUCAUUACAUAUUGACCAAUAAGUCGACUGGUCAACUUGGACUUUACAGCCCUAAUGGCUGGUUUUACCACUUUUCAGGUUGAGUUGGAUCCAUAAUGAUUCUGUACCAAUGCUGCAACAAAAUAAAAGAGCACAACUAUUGAGACAAUUCAAGGUACCUGCUGGCCCAUGGCACCAUGUUAGAUAUACUGACUAAGAUUUAAAUACUACAAGAAACAUUGUUUACAUUGACUUAUAGGCUCUCAUUUCAAACGGGAAGAUUUCUCCACUCUCCUUUUUACCCUCUUCCAUGGGGCCCUCAAUAAUAUGAGGUAGGUGUAAAAGUGAGAAAUAGCUUCAAGCCUCAGAGACACUGACACUUUUUGGCUCCAGUCUGGUACUGUUAUUAAUAGCAUGGCAUCAACACGAGACAAUCCAGAUCUAAUGCUGACAAGCUGCAAUGAUCAAUAGUCUAGGUGGGCUUGAGGUUACAGACAAAUGACACGAAUGAACCAAAAACGCCACAACCAAAAUAUUAUGUCUUUCUCUCAGCUGUCACAGAGGAAAUAUCUAGCCAAAAUAAACUGGAGUUCAACUCAAACUUCCACAAUAACAGUCCACAAAAACCCAAGAACCUCAUCAUGUCAUGUCGUUCAUUUAACAAACAUUUAUUUCAAAGUCUUUUUGAAGAGAUUCAGAUACGUCAGCAGCUCUUUUAUUAUUUCAUUUCACUGUACAAUAAUCUUCUGUUUGUGAAACUAUAAAUACUUCACCACUAAAACAACAGACUGUAAAUUAUAAUGGGCCAACACCAUCUGCAAACUGUAACUGCAUGUCAGCUUCACUUAAAAUGGAGAUUGUUUUUCAGAGUCGAACAAAAAGAAACUCCAUGACAGCAAAUCAAACAUUUUCUAAACUCUGAGCCUCAUCGAUUUGUCCGUAUUUAUCCAAAUGCCACAUUUUUCCUGCUUUUCCCUGCGUCUUUAUCAGUCCAGAUGCCAGUGUUUUGGAUUGUAUGUUAUGGUUACUGCUGUUCCUUUCGAGUCUGAGGUGCCAAAUGGCUUCCCUCCCACACCAUAAGCUUCAGGCUUGUUUAACAUGAAUUCCCCUUUUUUAAAACCCGACUGCACCGUGGAGCUGCGGUGUUACAUGCUGACAUUCACGGCGGUGACCGCGCGUUGUGAUUAAUGCUCCACCGAUGAGGUAUGUGCCAGAAGACUGCAGGUGUUUUGCUAAUCCUUGUCCUGACAGUAACCCUGUGCUUCAUCACCAGAAACACACAAACAGCACGGCUGAAGGGUCAGCUCUUAAGUUGUGUCUUUCUUCUGUGUCUUCUUCUUGUCUCUGGAGCAAAGAUGUUGGCCUCCAGUUCCUCUUCUUGGACCUGAGGAUCAUUCCCUUUUCCUUUCCACGACGGCGGACAUGCCUCCGUGCCCUCCUCGUAUCCUCUAUCGUGCUCGAACUUCAAAGUGUUGUACGUUAAGCACAGAAGGAGUUUAUUUUCAAAGGAAAUUUGUUUUUCAUCCCUGGACUUUGCCCAGCUGAACAGACUGUAAGACCAUUUAGCUUUUGUUUCGAGGUGGCUUUUUUUUUUCUACGCUUCAUCCAGGGUUGCUGUCCGGCCUUCAUCUGGAAAAUGUUGACCUUUUACCUUGAAGAAAUCUGUCACCAUCAUCAAUCAAAGAAGUUCAAAUCCUGAAAAUGAUGUAAAGAUAAUCAGUGACAGAAUAUUACAGAGCUACUGUAUGUUUCUAAAAGAGCAAGAGAUCAGGGGUAUGACUAACAGGCAUGUGGGAGAUGAAUAAAGACAAUCUGUAUACCCAUCGUACAUGGCUCACAAUGCUGUGGCCUAGUUCAAUCUGACUCCCAACACCCACUAGAUUUGUAAGGCGGUUGCUGCAAUGCAGACACUCUCAAAAAGAGCUUACAGUAGAAGCUUCUAACAUGCAAAUGCCACGUUCACAAAACAGCUUGCGUUGAUUUUCUAAUCAUACAAAACAAGCCCGUUGGCGUCGAUGCAUCUGGCGUUCCGUGAUAUUUUCAUUGAGCGGCGGGAAAUUUGUCAUUGUAACUCGACAACAUCCCUGCAGCUCACUGGAAAAUCUGAAUUUAAAGGACUGUCAGAGUAAGUCAUGUGUGUUUUCCUUCAAUAAAAGAAGCCUUUAGAGUCUAUAUUUACAUUUAAACCCCAAGCUAUUCCCCAGCAAAUUUGUUACAUCUGUCACUUAGGUCAUUGGAUUUCUGGGCCCCGUUUCAAAUUCACCAGGAUGUUUUUCUGCUCCAGAUUGCUCACUCCCACUGCAGGUUCUUCAAACACAUGUGUCUGCCAGACCUGAUGCUACUGAGGUCAUCUUCACUCGAGUCCUCGUGCAGAGUCCAACCCACUCUUGAACUCUUUUUAGCCUUUAUUGCGUUGGAGGUUCAUCCCGGCCCACAUGAAGACAGUUAGACAAGGUUAGAGAUGUUCCAGGAGAGAAGACAAGCACUAAGGAAGUUCAUAAAAGCGGAGUUUUUAAGACCUACAAAGCUGAGCAAAAAGACACUUGCACAGUGGUAUACAUAUUUUGGUCUUCCUCCACCUUCAUCCCCUGCUAUUUUGACGCCUCUUCAGCUGUUUAGUGCUGCCAAUCUGACCCAGUUAGGAGCCUCUAGUUCAGAAGCCGUGGAAAUAGCUUCCACCGCACCGUAAUCAGACAAGAUCCCUCAUUAGAGCUGUCUCCCCUGUGUGUGUGACACCCUCUCUACAUUUCUUCCUCUUGUCCCAUUUUGUUUCCUGAGCCUCUUUUUAUCACCCCCUCUUAAUUGAAUUUUGCCUCUUUAAUGGAGUUUUUUUUAAUAUAUAUACAUUUGGUUAAAUGAGGUAUUUAUCAAUGAAAGUGUGUGCUAGGCAGAUCACUGAAGCACGGUCUGUGUUCAGAGGAGUCAGCCAAAGUUCCCAAAUCAAAGCUGGGUCAUGUACCACAGCAAACAGGGUCACACGAGAAACACAUGCUUUAGCUUCUGAAAAGUCCCACACUUUAGUUUAAAUAAACUCUGUAAACGUUGAUUUUAUUCGUGUUUCACUCUUGGGGUUACUGGUUUUCUCCCAAUGUAACCACAGUUUGAUUCCUGUUUCAAAAUCUUGUGGUUUCUCUGGGCCUGUUUUCACCUAGAGCUAAACUGCAUCCAAGCUGAUCUGUUCACAAGUGGACCACUUUCAGAGCUCAGACUAAGAUCUGUUCAAAAAGACCAUACUCACAGCUGGUCUGGGUCAGUGGAGCUACUUUUACAUCCUAUGCUACACACAAGUGAUGUUUUCAGCAAAGUUAGAUUGUAGGAAUGUUAACAUUACCGCUGGGUGAUGUAGCAUUUUUGCGUCUACAUUAGUAAAGUUGAUGUACAGUAGUACUGUGUGACUCCACCUGUUUCCCCUCCUCUUGUCUCUCCACAUUGAUGCCAGAGCUGCAGUCGGAGGGCUGGGCUAAGUGUGAUUUAAGUAGGAGAGGGAUUUCAUCUGUAAGCAUAAAACAGACUACGGGGCGCCACUGGCCUAGUGGAUGGACUGCAUGCUCCCCAUGUGUAGAGGUUGUGCCUCAGGGGGGUGGCCUGGGUUUGAGUUUAACCUAUGGUUCCUUUCCUGCAUGUUGCUCUCUGCUCUGUCUCCCUGGUUACUACUCUGAGGUCCAAUAUUAUAACAUAAUAGAAUAAAAAUCCAAAUAUUAUUAUUGCCUUAUUGAAAUGUGUCUAAUUGCUGACCAUACACUGCGUUUAUCUGAUACAAACAAGCGGCUGCUGGAAGAGAGUAGGUGAGUUGUGUUUAGUCUCUUUGCUAAAGAAUUUAGAUAAAGCUAAAAAGAUGUUUGGUGGCUAGUGCUAAAGCUAGGACCCUAUAUGUACUGUUGAUGAAGUUAGGUGCUGUUCUGAGCAUUAUUUGUGGCUAUAGAGUGGCGUUUUGGUUGAGUGCAUGGCUCUCUGUAUUAGUAUCAUACAGUCGUUACAAAAGUUGGUAUAACUAGAGAAGCAAGCGGUCGGCAACAUUCGUCUCUCGACGGGGUGUCUAACUCGGUGUUACGGUGUGUUUGACCCUCACUUAAUUUUACGCUGAAAUAUCCCUUUAAGCUUGGCUGUCCAACUUCUUAUUGACCACAUAGCAAUAGAAGAAGGCGACCUGGAGGAGCGCAAUAACCAGAUGUUGGCUCAGCCUUCAAGUUCCCUGUUGGAUGUCCUGGACUUAAAAUAACUCUAAACCAUGGGUGAUUGGAGUAGUUAGCGAAAUAUUUCACAAUUCCUCUUCAGGCGAGUAACUAACAAAUCUUAUGUUGACAAACACGAGACGGUCCAUUGAACAAAAAGUCCCAACAGGUUUUAGUCGCUAUUGUGACCAUUUGAGUUUCAAAAAUAGCAGAGAACGAUUGAAAGUAUGCAGACACCAAACCAUGACACCCAUAUGCGAUUGUUUAACAUUGUUUUAGAAAACCAUUGUCGUUAAUCAGCUGGGACAGAAUCCCCCAACUCUUCCAGUUUAAACCUCAAACCAACAGAUUCUGGAGCCAAUCUGCUGAGAUUUGCUCAGUCAUGAUGGGGUUAGAGAGGUCAAUCGCUUGUAUUUGGUGAUGAGGUCUGGCUCACAAUCAGCUUUAAAGCUCAUCCUAAAUGUAUUGAAGGAGUAAGAAUCAACCAGAGUAGGAAAACCUCUUUUUUUUAAAUGUCCUAGCUUUACAUUUUAAGUGCUGUCAUGUUCAAUCAAGAAAGGGCUUAUGUUAACGGUUUCCACAAAUCUGGAGGUAAACCGCUAAAUUAUCGCUAAAAGAUGACGCACUGGGGUUGUAAUUGAAACAAAGAGAAACCCCCCUGAAAAAAUAAAGCUCCAGACCAAAACUACAAAACAGCAUGUGGACAGGAUCCAGGGUGUGCACAUACUUCUGGUCAUGUGUUGUAAACAAGGUUUUAAAAGAAAGAGGCUGAGAGGGGGGUCUAGACCUCAGGCUGGCUCUGGUCUUUCACCUCUUUCAAGACCAUCAUAAAACACUGUUAGUGGAGUACUUAGACCCUUGAACAAACUGCUCUUAUGAAAUCUUGACAGCAAACCGAAUUCAGUUGUUCUUAGGGGGAGAAAAAAGCUGAGACAGUUGCCCUCAUAAAGGCGAGUUCUGCUGACCUUGUAACUCUGACAGUGAGUCAGGGAUGAGUUUAACCACAUAAAGGAAGUAAAUGUUUAUAAAAUAUAUUUAUUUCAACAUAGGGACCAAACAAGGAUGCUUCAUGUUUUGUAAUUUGCAGCAAACGCCUUCAAACUCAGCCUUCACCUCCAUGCCAAACUAUUAAUUUGAAAUGUAGGUAAGUUUAAGAAAUCAUGACCAUACUUUGGUAUUAGAGACAUAAAGAAAAAAAGCUGUCAGGAUUUUGUUUUCUGUUAAUGCUUGAGUUAUUGCCUCAAGACUUCGGAACACGGCUUUAAUUUUCUGUGGACAUGUCUGUCUGUUAAUUAUCUCCAAUAAGAGGAGUAAUGCAGAACAGAUGGUGCUGCAGGGUUCAAAAGCCAGACCUGUUCCUCUUCUGUUUCAAGACAGUAAUCCGGAUAAUUUAGGAGCUCCUUUCACACGAUUUAAAAUCAAGAGCAGAAUUCAUUUGAAAAUCUCAAAUUUAGAACAUGGCACCUUAUAUUACGUUCAUAAACUUUCAGUGUGUCUCAUUUUGACAGUGGAUUGAUUGUACAAAAUGUCUGUUUUAUUCCAGAUGUUCUGAGUGACAAUCCCCUGUGGACCGAUGGGUACCUGACCCGGUUUCACAGAACCAGGAGGGACCAACAGACCCAACAGAGAGAAGCUAGUAAGUCCUCUGACGGAAGAGGACUUGAUAUCAGCACUUUGCCUGACAACAAUACCCAAAUUGUGGUGAGAAACGAAUUAUUUAAGCUAACUGUUACUAAGUCUGUCAUGUUCUCUGUUCUCAGAGAAGUAAAUUAAGUGUCUUACUUCUGGGAAAAUGGACGGUUUAACAUCGUAAGUUUUUGGUUAUUUUUGAAAAAAUUGAGUUUCUUUUGGGACUGAGGCGGCAGGGCUACUAGCAAACUUAGUCUUUCAUCAACUUACUGCAGCAACUAUGAGCCUUGUUAGCUUAUCCCAGUCACUGUUGCCAUCACUACGUCACUUUUUCAGGUAGCCUCUAACACCAAGUGCGAAUAAAUCAAUCAAAAUUCAUAAGUGCCUUUCUGAGCACUUAAGGACACUUAAGGACACAAGAGGAAUUUUAUCUAAUUUUAUCUGAUUUUGUCUGCUGACUGUUUUUUUAUGUUGACUGUUUUUUUAUUGUUUUGCCCUGUUGCUUGGUUUUUACUGUUAUUGUUGUCUUGUUGUGCACUUUGAGAUUUGUUUUUAAAUGUAAAGUGCGUUACAAAUAAAAUCUAUUAUUAUUAUUAAUAAAAAACUGCCUCAUAAAACAGCAAGGUAAAAGCAAAUAAAGUGAAGAAUAAAAUAAGAUAUAAAGAAAAAAAGAAAAUAGGACAAGGUAAAUUACAAGGAGUGGGCUUAUCUGAACAAGUGGGUUUUGAUUCUGGAUUUAAAACGAGGGAGGGAGUCAAUGUUCCUGCUGUCUGGUGGGAGUGAGUUCCAGAGUUGGGAAGCAGAUCGACUUAAAGAUCUACUCCCAAUGGUGCUGAGGCGGACAGGUGGGUGGUGGAGGAGGAGGAUCUGCAGUACAGAGCGACUGAAGGCAAAUAUUGACCAGUUCAAAAUUUGCAUUGACAGAUGAGAUGAGACGGAUAAAUGUCAGGCUAUGGUUGGUCUAUGCUGGACUAAAUAAAACCAUGGUUACUUAGUAAUGUCUGCCAAAGAGUACACAUUGCUCUUGGCUGAUGUCUUACCAGGCAUUACUAAUCAACCACCAACCAUUUUAUUAGCAAGUGUUCAAAGGGGGAUUGGAAAAAAAGGUCACACCAGGACAACUUGCUCUCUCGCUCAUGCUCUCAAAUAUAUUUAGAAAUCGCAUGGAUUAAACAUUGGGAACUGAUGUGACCAAAAUGGUCCAUUUUCAAGCUCUGCCUCUCAAGGUUGUGUAUUUUAAAUCCUAUCUAUAGGACCUACAUACCUUCUUCAAGACCACACCUAUGAUCUCAAGGCUGAACUACGGCUUCCUGGGUUGAUUUUCUUUGCUCUCUUUGGUUUAUGCAGAAAACUCAGACAUGAACUUUAGGGAAGCGGUCGCACGUCAUUCCCGCCAGAUUGAGGAAUUUCCAAAUUUUUCGAACAUAUUCAUCUUUCGUUCAACUCCUGUUUUAUUGACUGAAUUUGUAUUUUUAGAGAAAGGACCUUGUGGAUGUGUUUAGCUCAUGGCACACCAAUCAAACGUUCUCCAAUAAACACAAACAAACACAGAUGUUUGUUUGCUGUGCCACGGCUGUCUCUCCAUGAAUGGAAUUGUUUGGAGUUAUUUGGGACAAAAACUCGACAUCUUCGUUUGGUGUUUUUCCAUGUUGGAUCAAGUCGGGUCAGUUUGCCGUGCCUAUGAAUGGACAGUUAUAGCAACGGCAGGCGAAUCGUUCGCUCGGGCAUAGCGACAAGCUUGUUGAGUUUACCUCGGCGUUAGCUGCAAACUUCCUGGACAAGCCCUGUGUUUGUUGUCUUGGAGAUGCAGUCUCUUUGAUCAGUAUUUGGACAUCCUAUUAAUGCUGUUACAUUUUCUCACAGCCUGUGAUCAUGCUCUGGUGGGGAUGGAGAUAGAUUGCAAACAAAGCUCACAACAAAGAAAGUCUCUUAUCGUGCCUUCGUAAUGACCGGUGCUGGCCAGAUCUUUCUCUAGUUGGACAGAAAUGUGUUCGCUGAUUCUACCUUUAAAACAAUGUGUGGAAAACUAAAGAGCAAACGCUUUUGACAAGAGGUGGUUUUCCCAUAGAAGGGAUGUAAACCCAUUAAUAUCUGUAACACUACAACUAUACUUUGAAACACUUUUAAUACCGAAGCAAAAGUAGUAUAUAUUCCUAUCUACAUGUUAGUUUUGUGCAAAAAGGACGGUGAUUUUGGCAGAGUGGUUAGUCCGAAAAGACUGAUAAAGAAAAACUAGUUCUGUACGUUUAAAGGCAUCUAGUCUCUUUAAACCCAAUAGUCAAAGCAGUACCUUCAAACUACAGUGAUCUCGGGUCUCUAUUUUGAGAUCCAUUUUCAGGACAGCUGUUUGACCUGCUCAGUUUGGUCAACAGUUUAGUUUGGGUUUCUCUGAUCUGCGCGCAAUGGGCGGGUAGACAUGAUGAAACAUUUAAGGACGACUGCCAACACAGGGGUGUUUUCCAGUUGGUGGAAAAUGUUAGAUUCUUUGGCCAUUUGGCGACUGUUAUGUUUGGGUUACACAUUUGGCUAAAGUCUAAACCUCCACAGCUCAACUGAAUUCAGCUCAGAGUUAUGCCUGUUCGAAGCUGCUGGUUGCAGAUUGGGUUGCUUCCAGGACCAAACCUUUCUAAACUUCUCUAAAGCAGCGAUCACAUCAUGCUCAGAUAUUGUCAUGGACUUUGCUGCACCACUCCGAUGAUACGGCUUAAAUGUACUGUUUGGAUGGCAGAACACAGAGUGAAAACAAAAACUCCAAAAGAAAUCAAAAACCUUUGGACAUAGGCUGAAUCACAUUGCAUUCAAUGCAAGUGGCUGUUGGACAGUUUUUGGUGUUCUAGUUUAAAUUAUUUCCACAUUGCUGACAUUUUAGCCACAGAGUUUCUUAUUUUCAGUAACUUUGGCCUUUUUGUUCCCCUACAAUUUUUAGUUAAUGUAGUACAGCUGAUGUAAACGAUAACAGUGAGAAGAUCAGCUCAAUUUUCCAAUCCCCAAUCUGUCAUUAAUUGACCAGAUUGGGUCCCAUCCAGUUGCUAAGAUCAAAAUUGGGACAGCAUGGGGUGGUUUCUCAGAAUUUUGAUGGGGAAAAUGUUGAUUAAGAAGUAUAUAGGCUGUUUAACAGGAAAUGUAGGCUAAUGGUGGUAGCUCUGCUAACAUUAGCCACACUCGGCAAAUGUUUAGUUGUCAACAAACUCUCUUAUCUUGUGAUUUAUCAUCUACAAUAUCAAUUUUGACCAUUUCUAAGUUUUUGUUUAACAUUUAAUCUACUCGGCUGUCAGGAUUUUAAAUUUGAUUUAGUUGGAAAUAAGUCGCUUAAGAGCAUCCCGAUUCUCGAUGUAGCUACAACUAAAGGACUUUGUUUGUGAGGACACAUUACAUAAACUUUGGCCUGCCUUAUUUGAAGAAUAUCAUUUUAAGAGUCUUGUGCUUAAAGGUCAAUUGAGGUAACAGUUUUACCUCUCUGCCAAGCAAGAAGCUUUGAGUCGAGGUAUUUGUUAAGAUUCCCGUCAGGUGGGCCGGUCCUGAGCCAUUUUUCCGUUCAAUGACUUUAACAUCCAGGAGUCAGUGUUUAUUUAGCUGUGUAUGAUGAGGAUUUAUUCAAGUCUGAUGUCCCUAGACUCUUCUUACACUUGAAUCAGCCCUGGUAAAAUUCAACCCAUAUAAACUGCUGUACUUUUUUUUUUUUCACCUUUCUCUCAGCUAAAAUUGAAAACAGACGACAGCCUCGUCCUGCCAACUUACAGUGUUUGUUUAAGCGUGGCCGUGCGUGAGAUCGUGCGCGUGUGUGUGCUUGUGAAUGACUCACUUGGACGAGAUCUGUUGUACUGCCGCUGUUGACUUUUUUUCAAGAGGGGGGGGGUUGAUCCCAAUUUCCAAGACUCUGGUCUAUUGGGAAUCUUUUCAAUAAAUCAGUCAGCUGUGAGGGAAAAAAAAUAUAUGAUCGCACCCCACUCCUCACCUAGAAACCCCCUGCACACACACCCUCCCUCUAAAAAAACUGGUGUCAGGCCGUGGAGAUGGGAGGAAAAAAAAGUGGGUCACUUGUUGUAUAUGGAGCAGCUAGAGAGGCAGUGAGAGUGCUGCAUUUAACUGCUCCACUUUCCGGGCCCACACUAAACCCCAGAACCAUUGCUCUCUGUCACCUUGAGCUGUGGCAUACAUUAAUAAUGCCAUCAAGGAUGGAGAGCUGUACAAGAAACAUGCUCUCGCUGUGUGUAUAAACAGCUCCCCCAAGUGGAACUGUAAGGACAGAAAUAGAGUCCCAGAUGGGAAGUUUGGGGCUUCCCAAACAACCCCUGAGGCAAAGCAACCUCGUCUUUCAUUGGUUGGAUUUCUGUGGUUUUAAAUACCCCCAUUAUUACAUUUUCUGAACAUGCUGUAAAAUUUGGUGAGUAAGAUUCACUUUUAAUACAUUUUCUGUCAUCUAAAGAGUGAGUUGUGUCUUAUAAAUAAGUGUAGUUAAUAUGCCAGUAUAAAGCACAGUGAGAGGUAUCUGAUUUUGUCUGAAAAUCCCUCACAGGAACUUUGAACUAUAAGCCAAUCAUUAAUAUAGUCUGUAAAAUGAUAUUCUGUAAAUGGUGAAUUCAAUAUCAACAUGCAAACCAGUGCAUUUCACUUAAUUUUGAAAACUCUCCUGUCCUUUUUCUUCCAGGAGGACUCCACUAAGUACUACACAUGGCAGAGUUUUAGUCCAACAGACACAAGGACUAAAGACUUGUGGGUAGAUCAAAGCGCCCUGCACCAAAGCCAAGUCCAAAUUCACGGCAUCCUGUCCAACGCACACCAACGAGCGGCGGUGAGUAAAGCGCGCACACAGAAACACAAACACACAUUAAACGGUUUCAUCUAACACCCGGGGGUAUCUGAUAUUUGUUGUCUUCCAGAGAGUGGCGCUGUCUUUUGAUUUUCCAUUUUAUGGUCACACUUUGAGGCAAGUCAUCGUAGCGACUGGUGGUAAGUUUCACUUUGCAGUGCACAUGUUUUGCGGUUUCAAUCAGGGGAUCAAACACUCUCUAACAGAGUGUUGAAGGAGGUUCCUCCUACCCUGGGGAACUGGCAGGCUACCAGAGUAUAAUGAAUCUGGUUAAUAGUAAACACUUUCAUUUUUUCAUUGAAUUGCUCAGAGAUUUGCUGUACGUGUCCUACUUUUUCCUUUAGCCAAACACAGUAACCCUGCAAGACUGAGUUAGCUGUUGAUCCAAAGUUUCUGCUGCAAUUUCCUCAAAACUUUAAGGGAUAUUCCAGCGUAAAAUUAAUUUAGGGUCAAACACACCAUAACACCAAGUUAGACACCCCCUCGAGAGAUAAAUGUUGCCGACUGCUUGCUUCUCUAGUUACACCAACUUUAGUAACGACCACACGAUAGCAAUACACAGCGGUCUGAGGAGUCAUAAACAAACCUCAACCAAAACGCCACUCUAUAGACACAAAUAAUGCUCAGAACAGCACCUAACUUCAUCAACAGGACAUAUAGGGUCCCAGCCAUAGUACUAGCCACCAAAUAUCUUUUUAACUUUGCCUAAUUUCUUUAGCAGAAAGACUAAACACAACUCACUUACUCUCUUCCAGCAGCUGUUUGUUUGCAGCGUGACCUCAGGUAAGUCCAUUACGGACUGCAGUGGGGUGACACAGCUCAAGGAAGAACAUUUAUAGUGAUAUUUAUAUAUACAUAUAUGUGAUUAUUGCUUCAAGAAAAUGAUAAAGUAAUAAUCAUAAAUGUUCUUCCUUGAGCUGCGUCACCCCACUGCAGUCCGUAAUGGACUGGCCUGAGAUCUCACAACAAAAAAGCGGCUGCUGGAAGAGAUAGGUGAGUUGUGUUUAGUCUCUUUGCUCUAGUAAUAAGGCAAAGCUAAAAAGAUGUUUGGUGGCUAGUGCUAUGGCUAGGACCCUAUGUACUGUUGAUUAAGUUAGGUGCUGUUCUGAGCAUUAUUUGUGUUUUGGUUGAGGUUUGUUUAUGGCUCCUCAGACCGUUGUGUAUUAUUAUCUGCGGUCGUUACUAAAGUUGGAAGGCAACAUUGAUCUCUUGAGGGGGGUGUUUAACUAGGUGUUACGGUGACCCUAAAUUAAUUUACGCCGAAAUAUUCCCUUAACAAAUAUGUCACCACAAAAAACAAACUUCUUCAGCUUGUAUCUAAAAUACUAUAGGAAGCAGCGUUUGUACUUAACAACUUCAUAAUGCAAUAUCCAUUGUUAACAUCUGCACCCGUGUCUCCAGGGUUCAUGUACAUGGGGGACAUCACUCACCGAAUGCUGACAGCCACACAGUACGUUGCUCCCCUCAUGGCUAACUUUGACCCCGGCUACACCAAAAACUCAACAGUGAGGUUUGCAGACAACGGUAAGUCAGAGCUCUUCAGGGAACAUGUAUGAGAGCUCCUGGUUUUCUUUGACCUCCCCUUCUGUGUCCCGCUCUGCUCUGCUCAGGUAAUCUCUUUGUGGUGCAGUGGGACAACGUGAGGCUACAUGACCAAGCUGAUGAAGGGCCGUUUACUUUCCAGGCGGUCCUCCACCAAAACGGAACUAUCAUUUUCAACUACAAAGAAGUGAGUGAUGGAUUCAAACUCCUGACACCCCUUACGAGUCCUGUUGUAUAAAAGUGAAUCUCCCCUCAAAUGGUGCAUGAAAUAAGUCAGAUUUAAGUUUUACCCAUGCUCCACCUGUUAACAUGGAGGAGGCAGUCUCUGUUAUUUACAGCCACCAGUUGGAAGCAGGAAGUUAAAAUGUUUUGGCUUCACUCUUAAAGAGCUGUUAUGUUGCCUAUCUUUUUGUACGGUAUCUUAUCUGUGCAAAAUAGCUCUACACUGGAGAAUUUCAAACAUGCUCAGAUUGCCAUGUGAAUAGUUUGUUUUGUUUUGUAGAUCCCUAUGUCAAUAGACAGAAUUGAUGCCAAGGAUCAUCCAGUCAAAGUAGGACUUUCUGAGGCUUUCAUGCUGCCGCCUCAGACCUCAAAGCCCGCAGGUCAGUUCUUGAAAAAUAAAUCUGUCUUUAUGUAGGAUGACUAGAUAAUGCCUUGGUAAUGUUAAUCUGUCUGUAUAUUAUGUAAUCUGCAAUAUUGUCAUUUCUGCAUUUGUUCAUUUUUGAGAAAAAAUAGCAGAUUUCUAGGAUUUAAUUCAUUAUUUGAAACGUGAUUUUUUUUUUCUCUGUCUGAUAAACUACAACUACCAAAAUUCCCUUUAGUGCUGUUGUACUGUUUGUUUUAUCAUACAUGACUUUAUGAGCUAUCAACGCUUCCUCCCACAAACAAGAGUCAAACACACACAAAUCUUGAACACACUUGUAUUUUCUAUUCUGUCUAGAAAAGGGGGAGCAAUUAACCAUCUACGAGUAUCAUCGUGUUGAGAUUAACUUCACAAAGAUAGUCAGCGGAUCUGCUUUCGUGUUCACGCCUCUUCCCAGUAAGUAUUCUCACAAACACACAUUCGUAUGAAAGCCAGACCUCAGCAGCUUCCUCCUAACCCUGCAACUCUCUGCGUGUAUGAUUCCUCCAGCUUGUCUGCAGCACAAAACUUGCGAUCUCUGCCUAACGUCCAACCUGACAACCGGCUGUGGCUGGUGCAACACGCUUCAGCGGUAGGGUGACACUUCAACAGAUGAACUGAUGGUUGUGUUAAAGUGAUUCUUGCUUUUUACAUUUAAUUUUUCCUGAGUUUCAGAUGCUCUGACGGGAUCGACCGGCACAGACAAGAGUGGUUACAAUACAACUGUCCUGAGGAGGUUAGGUUUGUUAUUAACUAUUCAGGGACACAAAGCAACAAAAGCUCAGCUGGUCCUGUUAUUCCUUUGUUAUUGGUGUGGGUUUUUCACUUAGGCAAAAAGUACCUGUGAGGACUUUAACCCAAGCCUACCUGAGGGAUCUAUGGGCUCCUUCAACUACUCCUCUCCGGGUCCGACACCCACCUCGGCAGUGCUGAGGGAUCAUCCUGUCACUCGAGGUAAAUCUCUCUGGAGCAGAAUCUGGAGAAAACAGAUCGUGUCAUACAUCUGUAAAUUGUGAAACACCUUUUAAACAGCAAUAAUGUAACUCCAAGUGCUGUAAAGAAAACAGCCACCUCAACGGAGGUAUCUUUAAAAUUAAUCAAUACAUUGUGGACCAAAUCAUCUCUCUACUCGGUUCACUUCGAUUAUGGUUUAUUGCAGCCUGGGUCUUAUUUUUCUGGUUUCUGCCAUCAUUUAUUUCAUAAAUUUAUACCUACCAGGUCAAGAUUUGGAAGACAGAUGACUUCACUGAACAUAUUUGAACAAAAUGAACAACCAUUAAAAUUAAAAUGUAGCUGUAAACACAACCUUUACUCUAAAAAGAGAACUCUAAUGGACAUUUCAGGUGUGCUAACUUUCAGCCUCCUUCAAAAUAAAGCGGUUAAGAUCAUCCUCACUUCUUGUCAAGUAUGUCUGAAAGUUUCUCUCCUGCCACAUUUGGCUGCGCUGAAGCAGAAGCCACAUGUUCAAAGAGAUUGGAAAAUAUUUUGGUUCAGUGUUGUCAUCAUUGGUAGGAAAUGGUGAAAGCUAUUAAAAUAGUUCAAAGUUAUAACAAACAGAAAGUUUCUUUUUAUCUCAUUUUAUGAUUUUAACCAGCCAUUUUAAGACUGUUGCAGGCUUAUUUUUCAAUUUAAUGGUUGACUGGUGCGCUGUUGUGCUGCGAUCCGUCAGAGUUUAUGAGCAUGCACAGAAUAAUGCGACACAGAUUUGUCUGUUCUCCUCUGAGACUAACAUUUUCAUGUGUUAAGUGCCUCAAAAAGCUUAGCCUAAAUGAUAUGUGGAGGCCUCCAGCAGUAUAAUGCACACAACUGGAAAUUACAAAUCAAUCUCUUGAGGUGGUACCAAUCCCAGAUUUAUCUCACAAGCCAGAAAGUCUGUUGUUCCCCUGUUUAAGUCACUUCUUUAGCCACCAAUUUCUACAUGUAACUUGACAUCAACAUAAAUAAAAAUCUGUGUUUUCCCUCCUUUUAGAUAUGGACACAAGUCCCCCAAAACCUAAAGGGAUGACAGAGAACACGGCCAUCAUAGCAGGUGUAGUGGCUGCGCUAAUUGUGCUUGUAGCUCUGACAUUACUGGCCGUCUAUUACAUCAACACACACCCCACAGUGGCUCCACCUUUCUACCUCAUGCAGGUGAGUCAUACAAAAAGCAUAUCUGCAAAUGUAGAGAUGUCCUACAAACACACUCAUGGGUCUUGACAACUUGUUUGUGUUGUUCGUAGCGGCGCACCAAUAACUACUGGCCAUCUAUGAAGUUCCGCAACCAGGGCUGUCACUCCAACUACGCUGAGGUGGAGCUCGGUGGUCAUGAAAAGGAAGGGUUCAUCGAAGCUGAGCAGUGCUGCUAAAAGUGAUGAACCCACAGGUCUAAGAAAUAAAAAGGAAGGACAACAUCUCAAGGACUGCAAAGGGAUGAAAACGGACAAUCAAGCCGACCAUCGACAAAAGGUUUCUAUACUCCAACCUUGGCGGCUGGACAGUUUUUUUUUUACUUUAACUGCACUUGUAGCUCUUGCUCAUUUUCUCUGUGUCUUUUGUUCUUUGCAAAUACACAGAGGAUUUGUUAUCCAAGGGUUGGAGGGUCUGAAUAUACAGAUAUGUUGAGGUGUAACUGUACAAAACCCAUCAAAUGCGAGGGGAUGUCAGGGAAUGAAUCGAACAAGCCUUCAUACUGCAAACCAAUGUAAAGCUCAACUUAACUUUGUGUUGUUGUUUUCAUUCAUUUUAUGGAGUUAUUUUUUUUCAUGAAUCUUCCAUACCACCAGUAUUUGGUUCGUAAAUGUUAUCUUUCUCUCUCUGUGGACUUCACUAUUUACAGAUAUUUAGCAAUAUAACUGAGUAGUGAUUAAAAAUGAUCAUCUCCAACCUCUUGA